Colossoma macropomum (tambaqui) is the source of this 2082-nucleotide messenger RNA. It is a transcript of the gene nabp1a, whose product is annotated as nucleic acid binding protein 1a. Gene Ontology annotation, molecular function: DNA binding. Gene Ontology annotation, cellular component: SOSS complex. The coding region runs from base 919 to 1539 and encodes 206 amino acids. The record is from RefSeq and is a predicted model, not a curated record. Lineage: Eukaryota; Metazoa; Chordata; Actinopteri; Characiformes; Serrasalmidae. The transcript has 6 exons. Gene Ontology annotation, biological process: mitotic cell cycle checkpoint signaling; response to ionizing radiation; double-strand break repair via homologous recombination.
CUGAGUUUUUUUUUUUCUGUUAGGGAGUGAGGGUGCAACUGGCAGUAAUGUCAACGUCUUUUUUUCCUAGGUUAAAUAUGAUUAUAUGAUUGCAUAAUGCCUCACAAAUAGAUACACAGGUUGAAAAUAAUAAACCUGAACAGUUUUUAUGAAGGCUUGACGUUACCGAUGCCAGACCUUUUGGGUUUUUUUUUUGUAAAACAAAUAACGCUAGUUGGCUGCUUCUUUUGUGUUCGGGGGCGUUAUACAGCUAGCAGUUAACGUCGUUUAGAGGAUAAUUUAAAAGCAGCUCAUUUCCUUUUUUUGAGGGGACUGUUUGAAAGUGUAGCUCGUUAGCAGUCUUUUGUGGCUGCUUCACCUCAUUGUGUGGAUUCGGUAGAGAAGUAAUCAGCUUUAGGUUAGCUCGCUAUUUUCUUAAGAAAACGAGUAAGCAAACACUGAUAUGGGCUAUAUUCUUUUUUUUAAAGACAUUUUUAUCCGUGUUCAAAUAGCGUCCUCUUUCUUCCUUCCUUAGCAAAAGGAAGCCAAGGGUCUAAACAGCACAUUGACAAAAGUGUUCGGCUAGGCCAACGUUUAGUGUGAGGAGAAAAACAGAUUGCCCCCUUUUCAUAUGACUUGACAGUUAACUUUGUAAAAACACAAGUCCUGUCGAAUUAACUUAACGUUAAGCAGUUCCUAAAAGAUACGUAGUGCUAACUUCAGGAAAGCAAAGGGCUAACCACACCGAGCUAGCCCCUUUAGCCACUUAUAUACGGGCUUUUAAGCUCGCCAUAGGUAUUCAUUCGAGGUAGGGUUGAUAUUUUUGCUCAUUUUUUGCUCUUUUUUGCUUUUUUUAAACCAGCUAACACGUUAGCUGUGCCGAAUGCUGCUUGUAGCCUUAAGCUAGCCCUCCGCUAGCCGCUCCCCUCAGACUUAGAGAUGUCGAGUGUUUCCAACGAAGCGGUGAUCUUAAUCAAAGACGUAAAGCCGGGAUCGAAAAAUCUCAAUAUCGUUUUUAUAGUUUUGGAAAUAGGUCGGGUGACCAAGACAAAGGAUGGUCAUGAAGUGCGCUCCUGUAAAGUGGCCGAUAAAAGCGGCAGCAUCGCCAUCUCUGUUUGGGAUGAACUGGGCAGCCUCAUCCAGCCAGGGGACAUUAUUCGCCUUACACGAGGUUAUGCUUCCAUUUGGAAGGGAUGCCUUACCCUGUACACUGGACGAGGUGGAGACCUGCAGAAAAUUGGAGAGUUCUGUAUGGUAUACUCCGAGGUUCCUAAUUUCAGUGAACCAAAUCCAGAGUUGCUAGCCCAAGCCAACCAGCAGAAUAAGACGGGUAAAGAACAGCAAGGAAAUUCUCCACCCAAUCAAAAUCUUGGUACUCCUGUUCAAGCAGGAAAUGGUGCCCCUGCACCACCUAACUUCGGGGCUCCGGGAAGAACAAAUGGACGCGUUCCUGGCAACGGUCCCCCUCCUCCAGUGACUGUAGGGGGACCUCCGGCCCCUCCUAAACCAUCUGUCACCAUCAGCAAUGGCAGGGACCCCCGACGUGCUUCGAAGAGAUGAGACACUGAUUGCAAAACCACUGUCCCGCCCUCCCAACAGCCCCUCUGUGCACACAAAGCUUGAAUAUUUCUGCAAUGUAACUGCCAAUCAAGGGAUGCAAAGUCUUAGUCAAUCUGCUGGAUGUAGACUUUGGCCUCUUAUUUCACCUAGAACUGUAUUAGCAAAAAUGGCUAAUGGUUUCUGAAGAACAGUUAUGCCAAUUUUUUAUUAUUUUUAUAAAUCACCCUUUUCUUUCCGUGUAGUGCAGGACUCCCUAUAUGCCCCUCUGCAUCCCUUCCCGAAUUGUGUUUGAAACUAUACACCCUACUUGAACACUUGAUGCACUUUCUUCAAUUAAUUUAUAGUAAACACAUUACUGUCAUGUAAUUCAGGAAUGGUUGAAACUGCUGUUUGCAAAUAGGCAGGCAGAAACUGGUGGCUGCCUUUUUUCUUCAUGGGUUUUUGCCCUUUGGCCAAAAAAAGUACCAAAAGUGACUGUGUGAAAGCGGUGAUAGUUUGACACAUAGGUUUAUUUAAUUAGGAAUAAAACUAGAAAUUAACAAA